Molecule: messenger RNA, 1411 nt
Organism: Alligator sinensis (Chinese alligator)
Lineage: Eukaryota; Metazoa; Chordata; Crocodylia; Alligatoridae
Product: mitochondrial inner membrane protein OXA1L-like
Exons: 9
Biological process (GO): mitochondrial respiratory chain complex IV assembly; protein insertion into mitochondrial inner membrane from matrix
Cellular component (GO): mitochondrial inner membrane
Molecular function (GO): membrane insertase activity
Source: RefSeq, a predicted model, not a curated record
CACACCAGGGUCAAGGUUCACACCUGCACCCCCCAGAGAUGCCAGGGGUCAAAGUUCAGUGCCCGUGACCUGCCACUGACCUCUCCUGCCCCCCAGACUCACAGUAGCACCAUCCCCCCAGCGCGACUCCAUGGACGGACCCAGCGGGGCACCCCCCUACCCCGGGGCUGCCGGGCCCAGAGCACAGCCGCAGCCAGCGCACCGGUGCUGCCCGCUGCCUCCCCGCUGCUCCCUGAGCCCAGGGCAGAGCUGGCUGUGCCGGGGCCAGGGCCAGGGCCAGGGCUGGAGUUGAGCCUGUCGGAGCUGGGCCUGGGUAACUACACGCCUGUGGGGCUGAUCCAGACCGUGCUGGAGUCACUGCACGUGCACCUGGGCCUGCCCUGGUGGGGCGCCAUCAUGGCUGCCACGGCAGUGGCGCGCUUCCUGGUCUUUCCGCUCAUCCUGAAGGGGCAGCGGGAAGAGACAAAGCUCAACAACCAGUUGCCUGAAAUCACACGGUUCACAACCCUCUUAAGCGAGGCCAGGCGCUCCGGCAACCAUUUGCAGUUUGCCAAGGUCAACUCAGACCUCAUGAGGUACCAGCAGGCCAAUUAUAUCAACCCCCUGGCUAUCUUCCUGGGGCCAUUUGUCCAGGCUCCUGUCUUCAUCUCCUUCUUCAUCGCCCUGCGGGAAAUGACCAUCCUCCCAGUUCCCAGCAUGCAAAGCGGUGGCCUGGCUUGGUUCCCAGACCUGACUGCACCGGACCCCUUCUACAUCUUGCCUCUCACCGUCACUGGCUCCUCACUGCUCAUGGUGCAGCUCGGCGCAGAGUCCGGGGUGGAUAUCCCGCACCUGAAGAUUAUUAAGACGGUUUUCCGGGUGAUUCCCUUGGUAAUCCUGCCGCUCACCAUCACCUUCCCCACGGCAAUGAUCACCUACUGGCUGACAUCCAACGUGCUCGCGCUGGUGCAGGUGGGGCUGCUGCGCAUCCCAGCUGUGCGUACCCGGCUCCAUAUCCCCGAGCGAGUGAAGCACAAGCGUGAACUGUUUCCCAAUAAUGAAGGCUUCUUCCAGAAUCUUACAGAUGAGUGGAAGAACAUAUGGAUACGGUGGCACAUGGAGGAGGUGUGCUUGAAGCAGAUGGCAGAAGAGGAGCUACCUGGUGCUGGCAGUGAAAGGACCCCUGCGCCAGACAUUCACCCACAAUCCUGUGAAGCCCCAAAAAGGCCAGACUGACAGUAACACCCCCACCAAGCACCCAUGGAGACCGUGGCAGGAUCUGUGGGACUGAACAUGCUCCCCAGUAACAGCAAAGAGGAUGAGGAUGCCCUACGUGGGACAUCAGAGCUGCCCCCAUCCACCCCCAGCUCUGAGCUUGGGGGGGGCAGGGGAGAGCAGGACUGGGCCAUGGCAAUAAAGGACCUGCAAUGCC